AUGUGCGGUAUAAUCAUGAAUUCCAAGAUAAAUGGUAAAAAAUUUCAUCUUAAAGAAAUGGAACAACUUAAUUUCUUCGAUUUAAAAGAGAUAAUGGACAAAAUAUACCGGUUGCGGGCAGACCAAACUAAUGAAAAAGUUCUGUGGACAAAGAUUCACGAAAUCAAAAUUACUCAAGCCCAUCCAGAUGUUAUUUAUUUGAAGUAUAACUUUGACGAUGAGUAUAUUUCUUUAAAUACUGAAUCAGACACCAGAUCUUCAAGAGGAAGACCCAAAAAGACGCCAGUGACUGAUGUUUCAAGAGAUGAAUUAAAAAAUCUCUACAGAGAGCCAAUCGCCUUACCAAACCACUUUGUGAUGAUUUGA
This is a messenger RNA of Parnassius apollo (apollo), 366 nucleotides long. The record is from the annotation of a GenBank genome assembly. NCBI's taxonomy places the organism in Eukaryota, Metazoa, Arthropoda, Insecta, Lepidoptera, Papilionidae.